This is a messenger RNA of Melampsora larici-populina 98AG31, 681 nucleotides long. RefSeq lists its product as uncharacterized. The record is from RefSeq and is a predicted model, not a curated record. The coding region runs from base 1 to 681 and encodes 226 amino acids. Gene Ontology annotation, cellular component: RNA polymerase III complex. NCBI's taxonomy places the organism in Eukaryota, Fungi, Basidiomycota, Pucciniomycetes, Pucciniales, Melampsoraceae. Gene Ontology annotation, molecular function: nucleotide binding. The transcript has 3 exons. Gene Ontology annotation, biological process: transcription initiation at RNA polymerase III promoter.
AUGCAUCACGCUGAGGGGCACCGAAACGUCAUCAACCCUCGCCUCGCUCAUCUUUCAGCUUUCGAAACUUUGGAAUUGAUUCGAGCCUUGCAAGCUUCCCAGGAACAAGCGCGUGCUGAUUUCGAAGCUGAUGUCGAGGAUGUGAACUCAGCUCAGACCUUCAGUCACGCGGAUCGACUUCACCACAGCCCUGAAAAUGUUCAAGAGCUGAUUUAUCCCUUCGUUCAACAUUUCGAGUCUUCUUAUGUUCCUCAGUCAAGACAAUCCGAAAAAUUAAUCGCAGAUCUACUCAAUGCUCUCAAGCCGUUUUCUCAGAUCGGUGGAAGACCAAACGGUUUGACCAAGGCCGAGCGCCUUCAGAUAUGUGAUGUUGGGCCGUCGAUAGCCGUUGAAUUUUACUUGAUUGUUGAAGAAUGCGAUUUCAGAUUUUCAGAAGCAGAAGUCGAUGAAAUCCUCUCGAUUGUGCGUGCUCAUCUCUCAACCAACCGACAAGUCACAAAUGGAACUCAAGUGAACGGGGAUUCACAUCACGAACAUGGUGAUCAUAUGAUGAAUGGAUUUGACCAGGAUGAGUACAUGGAACCUAACCUCGGUGAUGUUGAUGACGAUGACGCCUUAGUUGCUGAGGCUCGCGAAGGCGGACCAGCACCAGAUCAAGAAUUAGAUGAGGUGCCGGAUUGA